UGGGAAGGCGGGAGCGAAUUUCAUGUACUGUUUUGUGAAAAGUAUGUGUGGUUGUUGUUCACUUUUGGCUGUGAUUUGAAAAGGAUCGGUUGUUUCAAGACUGUUGAGUUCAAGAACGAAGUGUUACGUCAAUUCAAUAUGGACUCUGAAGAGAGUGAGAUUGAUGUCACAGAGUUGGAUGACUGUCUUAAGGAGUUAGAGGCCAUAGAUAUCUCUGAUUUUGAACUGAGUGAUAAUGAGCAAAAUUUGGAUGCCAAGGAAUUAACAGCACAUGAUGAAGAAGUGACUGAGAAGACAGAGUGUAAGCCACUGGAAAUUUCAAAGGAGACAAGUUUUCUUCCAAGUUCUGAAGUGGAAAUAGGUGCAGAAUGCGAAUUAGGAGGGCCUGCUAAAAUAAAUUAUCCUAGCCAUUGUGCUGAACCUGGGGAGGAGUGUAAAAUUGGGAAAUCAACAGCAUUGUUUUUUCCUAUAGAGGGUGAAACUGGAGAGACAAAACAAAAAAUUGAGUUCCAGACCGAUCUGUCAGUUACAGAACUCCGUGAGAUCCUGAAGAGUACUGUUGAUAAAGGAAUUCUGGAAGAUAAAAACACAAGUGAGACCGUAGUGGAGCUCUCUGAUACAACAGCAGUGGUGAAAGACAGUGUUAGACUUUUCCGUGAAACAAAGAAAGAAGAAACCAAACAACUGGCAUCCAAAUUGAUGCAGCAUAUAAGUCACCUGGAACCAAUUUCAUUACCAGAAAUCACAUUAACUCCAAAAUGUUCACCAAAAUUGGAAGAAACUCCCAAGAAACAUUAUCAGAAAGACAAAGAGGAAGAUGAUAGCUGUAGACUUGAUGAUACCACAAUUAAGUUUCAGGUAGGUACCAUUCUUAAGGAGGAAGUUCCAGAGCCAGUACCUGAGGACAGUGAAGCAGCCGUAUCAGAAAAUGAAUCAACUGCACUUCUUAAACAUGCUUCGUCAGAGGCAUCUCUUUCUAGUUGUGAAACAGUUAUUUUUGAGAGGAGAUCACCACUUGAUGAACAAAGAUUAUCUCGCAGGCCAUCGAGUGAUAUUGAAGAGGUUAUCCUGGUUAAGAGUAUAAUUCAAAAUCUGGAAGCUCUUGAAGCAUGUGAUUCUCUCGAAGCCAUUUCCCCUGAUAGCAUGACAUCUCCACCACGUGUAGAAUCAGUUGACAAGGCUGUCACAGCAGAAUUAAGUGAAAAUGACAUUGACUAUAAGAAAGAAAGAAGGAAAAACAGGAGGAAGAAGAAGAAAAAGACAAAAAAGAGAUAUGAUAAGAAAAAGAAAGAAGAUAAUGGAAAAGAUGAUCUGUCUGAUGUCUCUUCUUUUUCUUCUGAUGAUUAUCUCAAAUCUAAAAAGAAAACAUUACGAACAUUAGAUUAUCUUGCACACUGCUCAAGUAUGAAGAGAUCUCCAUCACUUAAAACACAUGAUCAGAGAUCUUCAUCUAUUUCUCCAAAUCGUUCUCUUCCAUUUCCAUCAACAAAACAGCUGAGCUCUCAUAAAGGUUUGAAACGUUCUCCGCACAGCAGUGCACCUCUAAGAUAUAAGCCACGUGCUGUGCAUUAUGAAAGAAAAUCGAGACGAGGUGGCAGUAGUAGCUCACCAAGCCCAUCACGUUCCUGGCAUAGUCGUAAAAGACUACAGUCAGCUGUGAAGAAGUGUUCCACUGUCACUUCCCACAGCCCAACACAUUCCCCAUCUCGUUGCAACCUCCAAAGCAGAUAUACAAAAAAACGAUAUCAUCCAUUGAGGUCACGCUCAAAAUCUCCAGUGUUGAAAAGACAUUACAGGCGAAGAAGCAGAUCAAGAAGUUUCAGUCCUCAGAGUAGAAAAUAUAGUAUUACAGCAAGACGAAAGUACCCUGAAUGUCCCAGAAAUUCAGAGAGUCCAUUAAGAUUGUCUCCGGAUGUUAGAAGUAAUUCACCACUUGAAAGAAAACUUUCACGACGUCUAAAAAAAUUGUCAUCACUUAGAAAAGAUUCAAGAUGGGGUCCCAACUCAAGAAGUUCUAGUCCCAAAAACGAAAGAAAAUCAACAGAAAGAAAAUUAGACUUUGAAAGCCUCAUAAGUUCCAAGAGUCCAAAAAAGUCUCCUCCGACUACUAGAAGUAAUUCACCGCUUGCAAAAAAUACCUCUGAAAGUGUAAAAAAAUCACCAAGUCCAAGGAGGUCUGUGUCAAGGCAGAGCUCUAGUCCCAGCAGAAGAAUUUCAUCAAGUCCAGUUGCACAACAGCCUUCUGUAUGUCCUACGAACAUUUCACCAAAUUCAGGGCCUGUUGGAAACCCAGAAACAAAUUCUGUAUGCCUGUCCAAGUCCUCAAGCCCAAGCCCAGAGAAGAAGGUACCUCCUGCAGUCAAACCAAGGACCCCAUCACCAACAUCUGUUGAUAUGAAGACAAGCAAGCCAGAACCAAUGGAUAUCAGCCCAACACCUGAGACGAAAUUGCUGAAGGAAACUCCACAUCCAGUUCUUAAUACUGACUUCACAAAGCUUCCACCUGUACCAUCACUAGUGAUGCAACUGCCCCCAAUAUGGUCUCAACCACCACCUCCUGGCACUCUACCGGUGCUUGAUACUCAGGUACUACCACCACCUCCUGGCACUCUACCAGUGCAUGGUACUCAACCACUGCCGUAUGGUGUGCAACAACUCCCAGCAGCCACUACUACACAGCAUCCAUUGCCACUUCAGAGUCAACAGCAGCAGCAGCAGAUGCACAACAGUUUCACAUAUUCGCAUCCACAAGUACAGGGCAUAUAUCAAAAUGGGUCACCUGGUUUUAUUUUACCUAACUAUUCUCAGAAUAACAAUCAAAACAGUUAUCAGCAGCAGCCUUUGUAUGGUCAAUCCAGACCUGCCAUUGGAUGUCAGACUUUUACAACAUUUCCACAGGUUUCAACAAAUUCUAGUAAUCCAGUGGGUCAUUCUACUCAAUUCCAGAGCACUUAUGACUCACCAGUGAACAGACAAAAUAUGAGUGUGCCUCCACCUGUCUACAACCAGCCUCAGAAAUAUCAGCCAAAUCUUGUACCACAUAAUGUUGCCCAGUAUCCUCCACAGGCUGGAAAUCAUACUGCUCCAUAUGUAAUGCAGAGUGGACAGCAGGUGCCCAAUAUCAUACAGAGUCCCCAAAACACUCCUCAGUCUCAAACUCAGAUGAAAAUAAAUGUUCAGCAAGUUUUACACUCUCAAAAUACAAGCAAUCAAUCGCUAAGCAGGACAUCUCCAUAUCCAAGUUGUAGGGAUCCACGUCUCAAAGAUAAUAUUUCUGUGUCAUGUGAAAACCCAAUUCCAGUUCCUUCAGUUGCCACACGGCAUAAUACUGCAAUAAUAGAUAACCAGUCCAGUGCUUCUUUGACACAGAAAGUGCUCACACUUCCCCAAAGCCCUCUACCUGGACAGCCGCCUCUCCCACCUGGACAGCCGCCUCUCCCACCUGGACAGCCGCCUCUCCCACCUGGACAGCCGCCUCUCCCACCUGGACAGCCGCCUCUCCCACCUGGACAGCCACCUCUCCCACCUGGACAGCCUCCCCUCCCACCAAAAGAGAUGAAAAUAGAACAGCCACCUCUUCCAAUAUCACCACCACCACCAUCUACACCACCUCCCAGCAUAAAAUCAGAAGUUCAAGAAGAGAACUCAAAGUCAUCAACCGCACAACCACAAAAACCCUCACCACUCGUUUCUCACCUUAAGAAACUUCUUCCCAGCAAGAAUGAAAGAAGCCAGGAAGUGGAAUCAGUGACAACUAUUGCAGGUGCUUUAUUCCCAACAGAAAAUGAAAAUGGUUCCAAAUCUGAAGCAUUUAGUAAUCGUACUGUGACUACCCCAGUGUGCUCUGCGACAGUACAUUGUACUAACUCGCUUAUCAGUACUAAAAUUGGAAAUAUUGCAUCAUCUUGCCAGCCUCUGGUAACUGAUAACCAAUUAACUUCAGAAAAUAAAUAUUUGUCAGCAGUAACUGAUUUGCUUGAUAAAAAUAUUUCUGGAUUUAUAUCUUCAGUAAUUGAAAAAAGGAAUUCCAAAUCGUCGCCAUUAACUGGUUCAGCAAAUAGUGACAGCCAAAGAGAAACUGCACAAGAACAGAGACCUGAAUAUCAAAAAAACUUAAAUGAAUGUAUUUGUGAAAAAACUGGUGUUGAGAAAAAGUUGUGUCUAAAGUGUUUGUACAAAAAGAGAAAAGUAUUAGAACCAGCGUCAGUAUUCUCAGGUAUACCUAAAUUAUCUCGCUGUAUAAAGAGACCUAUAGUUGUUAAUCUUCUUAACAAAAGGAAGACACAACCUGUGACAGCAAUUGUGAAACCAAAUGUUCAUGAAAUACAAACCAGUAGCUCAUGUUCAGAACAACCCCACCAACAAGAAAGUGCGUCAUACUCCAACUCUCCAUAUAGUGAAACCGGAUCCCGCUGGUCCACAGAGUCAGUCCCAGUGCUCACAGAGCAGAGAACUGAUAAACAUUCUGGUGACAUCUGUAAUGAUAAAAGUAAUGUAAUUGUACAAAAAACAUCAUGUCCAGGACAUCAGACAAAACUCACAAAUGUUGAUACACCCUGUAGUCCUAAAAAUUCAGAUGAAUUUUCUGGAAUAAUAAAGGAUGUGGCUAUUGAUCAGAUAUCUGUUAGUCAUAAUAUAGGGAGCCCAAUUGAUAGCUGUGAGAAAAUUGUUCCAGAAGGACAAACACACAAUUUCGAAACAGAACAACAUACCAGGAAACCAGCCUUAAGUGAUGAACACACAUCUGAAAUAAAGGAGAGGAUUCAAGACACUGUUGUGUUAAAACAAAUGGAUGUUAGUCUGAGUGAAGUGAAGUCUAGCAGUGUUCAGAUGAAAAAUGAAAACUCUUUAAAAAAUAAAUAUUUAACUUCUGUAAUUACUGGGAAUAAAUGGAAUAAAAAAAUUUCUGCUGCACCAAGGUCCUAUCGUUCGAAGUCUGCAGAUUGUAUGCUGGAUAGUCUGCAACAAUCUGCAAAGGAAUAUGCAAAGGUACCUAAAGAUGAUGUGCUCCAAUUGGUUGGAAAUAGUUCCUUGAUGCAUGACGCAGAUACGCUGAGAAAUAAUACUCAAUGUCCUACUGAGAAACGUGAAGAGAACCAGAAUGAGACUAACACUUCCGUUUCAUUUACAACAGAGAAGAUAAAUGAAGAAAAAAAUUAUACAAAAAAGCCUGUUAGCAAACAUCAAAUUUCUUUAUCUGGGAAAGUGGAAGAAAGUGACACCCUGCACAACAGGGAAGUCAGUGCAGCCUCUGGUGACCAAAAAUUGGAAGACACUGUACUGAUGGCUCAUAUACCAAAUAACAAUGGAAAGUUGGAUUAUGUGAGGCCUAAAACAACUGAUAUUUGCUUGUCAGAAACAAAAUUGGAGGAUGUCACUGAGAGAAUCACACAGGACAUUUUUGGGUCAUCUAUCUCUGUCAAGAAAGAAUCACUGGAAAGUGAUGCUGGUGGUGCAGAAGAAAAAUCAAAAAGACUUGGAGAAAUGUUUACAACAUUAGAUUCAACUGGAGGUGUUCAUUUAGGAAGUCUAUGUUGUAUUGAGAAGACCAUGUGUCAUUGGAGUGUUGAAUCUCUUAAUGACAAUCCUACAUCACCUUGUACCAAACUGAAAACUGAAAAAUUAAAUACUACAACAGAGGUAUCAUCAGAUAACAGCUUAAAGUCACAGAAUCCAUCCAAACACCUAAAUAGUAAUGUAGCAACCUCUGUUAUAAAGAUAGAAUGCAAUUCUAGUGACAGCGCAGUGUGCAGUUGGGAAAAAGCUGGAAAUACCAAUAUGCAGAAUAAACCUUUUAAAAAUGAAAAGUCAGAUCCAUCAGUCGUUACACAAACUGGAAGACAGUCACUUCAGGUUGUUACUGAGCAUUGUAGACAGGACGAGGAAAUGUGUAUUGCAAUAGAUUCUGCACCAGUUACACAUGGAAAUGUGCUUAAGAGACCAACAAGUAAAGAUUCAUCAUGUGUUGAAGAUGUAAAAGUAGCCAUAACUGCAGUGAGUGAUGAUAAAGUUCUUGACAGUCUUGAAAAUGUACAGCAGCCAGCAAUAUCACAUACACAAAAUAAAUCUCAGGCAAAGGAUACAGACAGUUUGUUUGAUAAUGAUUCCUCAAAGAUUAAUACAGACUUGAAAGUUGCACAGUCAUUACAGGAAAAGUCAUUAUGCCACAUUGAUGAAGUGAUGCUAGAAAAACCAUUAAAAAAAAUUGUGAAAAGCGAAGAACAGAAAGAUGACAUAAUACAAACAUCUUACCUUUCUGAAAGAGCUGUGAAUGUAUCUGUAUCUGAUUCAUCAGACUGUGACAUUAUAGAACUGCCUACAACCAUUGAUCUGUGCCUUUCAGAUGAUGCAGAUGAUCUGCAUGAAGUACCAGUGUCUCCAAAAGUGUUGCCCAUUGUAGAUAUCACUAAUGAAAAACCAGUAGUUAUGAAUGAUUCUUCAGAAUGCAUAACAAUAGAUGGUUCUCCUGAAAAAGAAAUUCCUGGAAGCAAUGUUGAGAGUAUGGAUGUAACACCUUCCAUAUCCAGUGCAACCAUAAUCGCUUCACAAGAAAAUUGCGUGUCUGUAACAGAUUCCAUGCUACCGGCAGAGCCUAUUCCAGAGCUGCUUGACGAGACUCCUUGCCUAAAUAGGAACUUGUGUAAAUCAUCCAUUCAGACAGAAGAUAAAUCAUUAUUACAAAUGAAGCCAGAAGAAGAAAUGAAAUUAGAGCCCAAGAUGUCAUCAGAUAGAUUUGACAUGGAUAUGAGUUUACAGCCCAGAUCACCAUUAGAAGUAGAUAGCUUUGUCAAUAACAGAGGUGAAGUGACACCCACUAAACCAGAUAUUUUUAGAAGUUCACCUCCAUCCAAACCAUUCAUUAACGAUACCCUCCUGUCACGAAUGAAACCUGCUCCCCGAAGUGUAAAGCUGCACCAUGCUGCAUUACUGCAAGACAGACAUGUGCACAACAAGAUCCUUGAUUUAUAUCCUGUAAAGAGACGGAAUAAGUCCCUACAGAAAAUAGAGUGGGAGAAACAAAAUGCUACAAGAGACACUGAAACAAAAGAUAGGCCUUCAUUCUCUGAGGAAAAUUUUAAGGGAGGCCAUUCCCAAAAUAAAAGAAAUUCUUCUGUACUUUCAGGUAAUAGUAAUAAUGAAAAUGGCUCUGUUACAGCGGUUUCAUAUGCUGAUGUGAGAGGUGAAAUUAAUGAGCCAUCAAAUACUCAAGAAGGGUAUGGGGAACCAUGCUUAAAGAAGCGGAGACAGUCCCCAUUAAUCAGAAACAAUGAGCAGACAGAAUCUAAUGAGACUGUUGUUUCAAUAACAUCUCAUCCAAAAAAUGUACAAAAAAGCACUUUGUCUGUGACAGUCCUUCAACCCAUAAGCAUUGUGCCUAGUGAGAGCCGUGAAGGGACCCUGUCAUCUCAAGUGCAGAGACAUUCUUCACGCAUUUUGAGAAGUCCUAAGAAGAAUACUGUUAUUUUUGCCAAAUAUGUAGGUGGUACUGAUUUCAUGUCAAAUGAAGAAGAUUGCUCAAAUGAAGAUAUUGCAUCAACACAAGUUGAGAGAAUUGUUAGUAAGUCAGAGAAUACAAUCAAGAAGUACCCUCAUCGGUCACAGCUUCCUUCAUAUGCUCUCACCAGAAGAGUACUAAUAAGCAGGCUCAGAAGAUGCCCAGUGGUUCUUCAGGCUAAUUUCAAGAAAAUGGCCAAGUUACUUAGGCAAGAUUCUAAGUUGACACAAAUUCCACUUGUGGUUCUGGAACAAAUGGACCUACAGUUGAAACAAAAUAAGAAAAUUACACAAAAUUUGGAUCUUCAGACAUCAACUACUCGUUGCUGCUGUUGUCAAGUAUUGUGUAGGAGCAUUGCCACCCAGACUGACAGCAGUCACAUGAAGCAGAACUGAAAUAACUUUCUGAAAGUGAAACAUUUGUGUACUUCUUUGACAUUUUGGAAACAGGUUUCCAAUUAUUUCUGUAAUUCUGUGUCCAUCGGAGGAACGUAGUUCAGUCAUUCACAGAGAUGGCCGCUAUUAUAACGGCAGAACACUGUUAUUCGUUGGAAAUUGUAUGGUAUAUUUCGGCAGUUGAAGAAUUUUUUGUGUGUGUGUGUGUGUGUGUGUGUGUGUGU
Molecule: messenger RNA, 8114 nt
Organism: Schistocerca americana (American grasshopper)
Lineage: Eukaryota; Metazoa; Arthropoda; Insecta; Orthoptera; Acrididae
Exons: 15
Coding region: 139-7890 (2583 amino acids)
Source: RefSeq, a predicted model, not a curated record